AUGGAAAACACAUUCUGUAGCCAUCCCCUUCGGGUGCGAAAGUAUUUAAUUAGUUGUGGUGCAUACCUCGGUCCAGAAGCGUCUAAAUGUUCCAAAGGUAGCUUUGGUCAGAAUUGCAUUGGUUCUUGUCAUUGUUCCCUGCCAUGUAACCACGUGAGUGGAUCGUGUCCAGGUGAUUGUGAUGCAGGAUACACCGGAUUCAGCUGCCAAAAAGAAUGUGAAGGAGAUAGAUUUGGUGUAAACUGUAACAGUGUAUGUCACUGUGUCGACAACAAAAACUGCAGCAGACGAAAUGGAAUAUGUCUAGAUGGAUGUGCUGCUGGAUAUGAAGGCGACAAUUGUCAACAAGAGAAAACAACCAAGAAUAUCCUAGUGUUUAUAUUAGUUCCAUUGCUUCUGUUUGUCAUCCUAGCCAUGGGAAUAGUGGCUGCAAUUUGGUGUUGGAAAAAAAAGAAAAUUGCAAAACGUGAUAAGAGAGUUCGCAAAACAUCGGAAAAUAUGUAUUCAGAAGCCAUUCCUGAUGAUACAGCACAUAUCUAUGAAGAUAUACAGAUGAAGGAAAGCGAAGGUGUAUGCAUCAACAAAAUCACUUCCUUGCCUCAGUCAAAUCUACAGAAUUACGUUGCUCAGAAGAAACAGGAAGUGGAACCAUUUAAUGAUGAAUUCUUGAGGUUGCCACAGACCGUACUACUCCCUUAUACCGAAGCAACCAAACCUGAGAAUUCAAAGAAGAAUUUGCAUAACUCUAUACUUCCAUACGACCAUUCACGUGUGAAACUUCAGCCUGACGAGAUAUCUUCCUCAGAUUACAUCAAUGCAAAUUUCAUCAGUAACCAGCGUUAUAUUGCUUGUCAAGGUCCUACACAAAGUACACUGACAGACUUUUGGAGGAUGAUUUGGCAAUUAAAAUGUAAUACUAUAAUCGCAUUAAAAGAUACGAUUACUUCAGGAAAGAUGAUGUGUAUGCAGUAUUGGCCAGAUGAAGAGCAUACUGAGUCAUUUGGCACCAUCCGAGUUACGCAUAUCAACACUAGAUCUCAUACAACUUAUAUACACCGAAGAUUUAUUAUUUCAAAGACAGGUCUUUAUUUACAGACAGGUGCUUGUCAGUAUGAAAACGAAAGUUGGACAAUCGAUCAAUUCUUCUUUAGAAAAUGGCCAGAUCAUGACAUUCCACAACACGCCGAAUAUAUUUUAGAUUUUAAAACUGCAUUAAAGUCUAAGAAUAUAACAUACCCUUUGGUCGUACAUUGCAGUGCUGGUGUUGGUCGUACCGGAACUUACAUUUGCAUUGACAUUCUUCUAAAUGAGAUGUUGACUGGUGAAUCUGUUGAUGUAUUGGCAUGUGUCACGAAGCUUCGGGAGGAGAGGAUGCAUAUGGUCCAGAAAAGGACACAGCUGGAGUUUAUAUAUGAUGUUUUAGUGGAAAACAUUCUCACCAAAGAUUACGACAUCGAUGUCAGUAACAUUCCAGUAGAAUUCUCUAGAAUAAAGGAAACUGAUAAUUCAACAAGUGUAUCAAUUUUGGAGCAUCAGUUUCAGGGUGUAAUAAAACAAGUCCAACUACAUGACAUGAGCAUUACAUUAAAAGAGGAUGAGUUAGCUAAUUUCGAUAUGAACGGAGUAUUCAUUGAUGGUCCUUCAUGUGAAAGUGAAUUUCUUGUUACGGAAACACCAAGGGAAGGUAAAGCAGCGUAUUUCCUGAAAUGCCUGAUCAACAAAGGUUAUCUCAAUAUCGUAGCAUUCUUAGAUCCAAGUGGAGAUCCACCUAAUUACUUGCCAAGGACACUAAAUGAAUCUGUUAAACUUGGGCAGUAUCUCCUAGAACUAGUUAGUGUUGAGGACAAAGGUAUAUGUAUAUGCAGUACUUUAAAGGUUAGGUUCCACAACAAGAAAAUGUCGAGGAUGGAAGAAUAUGAGAUCAAUCACUUCCUGGUUACCAUAUGGGUGGAUGAAAAUUAUCCAUCAUGUGGCGAUGUUUUAAAUCUAAGUAAUAUGCUAAGAACCCGUCAAAACGAGCAGUUCAAUAAAAAAAUUGCCAUACACUCAAGAGAUAAUUUUUAUAAAAGUGGUUUGUUGUGCGUCAUUCACAUUUUAAAAGAUGCAAUAACCAGUCAAUCAGUAAUCAACAUAGUUCGAUUAGUUCGACUGAUCAAGAAAAUUGAACCAAAUAUAAUACCUGACUGUGAGUCCUACGCUUACAUUUGGGAAGUUGCUGAAUACUUGCAAAAAGAAUCCCUUUUAUACACAAAUUUCAUGCAGUGAUACAUGGGUGGGUGGUGUGAAUAUUUUUAUAGACCCCACAUUAUAGAUGUUACGAGUUAAGCGGUGAUGUAUGCAAACAAUUUAUUUCCUUGUUGGAUAAAGAAAACCAACGAUUAGCGGCAAUUGCUUGUAUCUCUCAAAGGAAAUGGAGACAUUUUCAAGAAACUAGUACUUAAUUUGUCGACCCUGAGAGGCAAAGUCGACCUCGGCGGAAUUUGAACUCAGAGCGUAGCGGCAGACGAAAUGCCGUUUAGCAUUUCGUCCGGCGUGCUAACGAUUCUGCCAGCUCGCUGCCUUGAAAUUAAUGAUAAUGUUAAAAGGAAACAUCAUCUCACUUUUUGUAGAAGUAAAUAUUGAAAAUUAAUCUUUGUUUGCACAUACAGGCCAACUAUGUGACAUAGUUCUGUAAUAAUACAUUAUGCUAGUUACAGUGACCAAAAUUUAUCCGGUACACCUUUUCUUCAUGAAAAAAAAAUGCACUAAAUUUAUGGUUUUUGAUAAGCCAAAAGAUAUCUAUUCUUGCCUACAGAUAACUGGGGUUUUUUCUCUUCUAUAGAGAAGUCAAUUAACUUUGAAAUAUUAAAAUUAAUUUCUUCAAAUGAUUUCCUUUUUUUCAUUGAGACUUUGCAACAAUUGCUGCUAAAUUCUUUUUUUCUCUUGUCUCCAACUGGGAAGAAAAAUUUCAUUGAAUAAUUAAUUUUUUCCUUUUUCUUGUACAUGUGUACGACAUUCAGUAAAUCGCCGCUUAACUUCGGGUCAUUUACCCUUUUGAGUUAUUUCCCUUAACUCAUUAAAAAAAAAAAAUUAUAUCUCACAGCAUAUAUAUUUUUACUUAUCAUCUGAUUUAUUACAAUCAGUCUCUUCCCUCUCUUCUUCUCACCAUUUAAAAAAAAUAUUUUCUUCUUUAUAUUGCCCAAUACGUUUCUCUAUUUUUCUUUAUUCUUAUUGUUUUUACUUAAUAUAUUUAAUCAACAUAUUCGAGAUUUUAAGUUUUAUUAAUACCAUAUAUCGCAUGACAUAGAAAUUCAGCCGGUAACCUUCAGUUAUUGCGAAACGGCGACAAGAAACUAAUUCGUUUACCACUGCUAUCUUUUUAAUUGUCAUACCACCACUGUCAUCUCAAUUCAUUUACCAUAUCUCUUGUCUCUAUUCAUAUACGGUUGGUAGCUUCUUUCAUAUACUGUUGCUACCAUUUCACUGAACGGUGUCCUUCAGUUCAAAGACCACUGGUGUCUUCCUAAUUCAUAUACCAUGGUGCCAUGACUAUUGAAACAGUACGGCUGUCGUAUCAAUACGUAUAAAAUUGUUGUAUUCUCCAUCCAUAUACCCUUGAUAUCUAUCGCAUUUAUAUACAGUUUGUAUUCUCUCCAAUCAGAUUCAUAUCCAAGGCGUUCUUCAAAAGUCAUAUGCUGGUAUUUUUCUCUCAGAUCAUACACGUCAAUUGUUGCUCUGUCUUUAUCGUUAAUGUCCUCUCCAUUCAUUUACAACCAUUGCUUUCUCGAUUCAUAGACCUGCAGUUGGUGUCAAUACCGUUGUUUAUAUCAUGAAAAUAAUAGUCAAUAAUAUCUUAAUUCAGUCACCUACAUUUUGCUUGGUACUCACAAGAAAUCUUCCGUAAUAUCAGUAUUAAUGAUUGCAUUUGUGACCAACGUUGCCUAUAUAUGUAAAAAAAGCAAUAUAAUUGUGUAAUCUCUUUUGUAAUCUGUAUCAAUAAAGAUAUAAAUAUAAACUCUGGCCUCACGUGAAAAAUAAUAAAUUUAUCUAUAUCUAUAAAA
Octopus bimaculoides (California two-spot octopus) is the source of this 4040-nucleotide messenger RNA. RefSeq lists its product as uncharacterized. The record is from RefSeq and is a predicted model, not a curated record. Gene Ontology annotation, biological process: protein dephosphorylation. Lineage: Eukaryota; Metazoa; Mollusca; Cephalopoda; Octopoda; Octopodidae. Gene Ontology annotation, molecular function: protein tyrosine phosphatase activity; scavenger receptor activity.